Messenger RNA from Linepithema humile (Argentine ant), 1585 nucleotides. RefSeq lists its product as uncharacterized. Gene Ontology annotation, cellular component: membrane. The record is from RefSeq and is a predicted model, not a curated record. Lineage: Eukaryota; Metazoa; Arthropoda; Insecta; Hymenoptera; Formicidae. Gene Ontology annotation, molecular function: growth factor activity.
CGCAAUAAACGCGUUAAUAUGUAAGUUUUUGAACUAACGUCUACAUUUAUGUAACUCAAGAAAAUUUUUUUCCUUAUUCGUUUAUCUAUCACCUCAGCCUGUUAUACGAUAGCGGGAAAUCCGCGGUUUAUACGUAAAUCGAAGAAAUUCCUGGAACGCAUGCUAUUACUAGACACAACGCAGACGUCUCUAUAACAUUGCGAUAAACAUUACAUAACGCUGCCGCAACGCGAAUAACCGUUAUAUUUCGGGUGAUUCUUAUAAAAAUAUCCAUAAUAUUUGAAAAAUUAAGAGAAUUUUGAAACAAGAUACUUCAGAUUUAAGAAUGCAACUUCUGCAGUUUCGUCUGACCACUGCUACUUGGAUUCCUGCAUGUCAAAGCAGGUGGCCAAACAAAUCGGGGAGAAAGAAGAAAGGAGAAAACAUUCGGAGAACGAAAGAAGCAGAGCAAGAGGAAGAGGAGUCACGCGAUGCAACAUAGUGUUCUCGCUGCUCCUAGUAAUUAUAGUUAUCUCGGAGAGCUUCUCGGAACAGUUACACCGAUCCCUCCACAAACCUUCUCCUUUUACCGGGAAUCCACAGGGAGAUGCCUGUAGCGAAGAGAAAUCGAAGAGCAAGUGAGAACAAGAGAAAAGAAUUGGAGAAGGGAGGACUUCGAGUAAGGGGAGAGCCUGGAUAAGUUACGUAUAUACACCGAAUGAGAAUUCAGAUCGCAGAACCUGUCGGCAAUCGCAGCAGAUCUCUUCGAUGCGGAUUUGAAGAUUGAGGAAGGAAUCGAUAAAAGCUAACUCAUAGAAAGAUCCUCGUAAAAAGUCCUUAUAAAAAAAGCGAAGAAACAUCUCUGAAAAUAAGACAUGAAAUUCAUUGAAAAAAUUUAAGUUAAUUGAAAAAAAUAGAAGUGAGAAAAUUGUUUACCUGAAGUUGAUGUAUUUAAAAAUGCUUUGCUCUGCCUGAAACAAAUUUAAUUUGAAAAGGGAAUAAAAUCUCUUCUUUAAUUUAAUUGCCUUUUAUAUUUUAUUUCGUAGUGUAUUCUUACUUUGUCGCACUCUUCGAUCCGUGGCUAAAAAAAAACUGGUAGAAAUAAGGCAUUUUUAGCAUCCAAAGUGAUUUAAGACACUGAAGUGAUUUAAAGACUUGUGAACAUUUGUUUCGUACAUCUUGAAGAUGAAGAAACUUUUAUUGCUGAUAAUCUGCAUUCAAUUCGCUUUAAUCGUCAUUGGCAGACAUCACAGGGACAGUGGAUUUUUGAAUCACGUGCAGCUGGUGCAUCAGUUUCGAUGUUCCUUGCCGCAACCAAGGGCUGUUCCGGUGAAAGAUCUUCUGACUGUAGGCCUCGGACCUGACGAAGUCUUCUAUCCUGCAUCCACAGUUUUGUCACGCUGCGCAGGAUCAGGAUGUUGUCCUAAUUCGACGCAGAUCUGUGCUCCAACCGAAACCAGGAACGUUAGUCUCGUCUUCAUGGUGAUGCACCGCAUUGAUCGGCAACGAGAUCGUCAUCACGAAAUCAUUCACGCUUUGGAGCACACCAAGUGUGCCUGCAUGGACGAAACUUUAGCUACGAAGGAUUCCAGGUUUUAAACAAAAA